This is a messenger RNA of Synchiropus splendidus (mandarinfish), 7357 nucleotides long. RefSeq names its product neuron navigator 1-like. The record is from RefSeq and is a predicted model, not a curated record. Gene Ontology annotation, biological process: neurogenesis; nervous system development; microtubule bundle formation. Gene Ontology annotation, molecular function: ATP hydrolysis activity; ATP binding. The transcript has 30 exons. Bases 253 to 6618 code for a protein of 2121 amino acids. Gene Ontology annotation, cellular component: axon initial segment; microtubule cytoskeleton. NCBI's taxonomy places the organism in Eukaryota, Metazoa, Chordata, Actinopteri, Syngnathiformes, Callionymidae.
ACUGAGGAGUAGAAGACGUGGACGCAGCCGGGGAUGAGGCUGUCGAGUGAUCUGUGUUCUGGUGCUGCCGAGGCUUCCUGUCCGGGUGAAUGGUCAGCCCCGCGGACCAAUGAGAGGGCAGCCGUGCGGACGCAACAGUGAUCCAGGAAAAAACACACCAUUGUUCCUGGACCGUCGCGCAAGUGUGACCUCCCUGCCGCCGGCUUCCCCUGCUCCACUUGGAGGACACCCAGAACCCACUGCCAGGUCACGAUGAGCGGAGGCACCAACGUCAAGUCGGCCCUUCGCCCUCCUGCGGCACCCGGAGCCUCCCUCCGCUGCAGUCUUCUGCCCUGCUCUCCCAAAAGUGACUUGCGUCACCGCUCCGUGGAUCGGACCUUGAGCCAGGCUCCCACACGCACUCCCUCGCCGCAGAGCUCUUCCAGCCGCAUCCUGACCAUCAAGGACCAGCGGCGGGAACUGAAAACCCAAGUCCUUCAGCGCUCAGGGGGGCUCCCUGUUCUCCAAAGCUCCCGUUCUGCCUACAGCAGCCCCAUCACCCCACGCCGAGUGCCUUCACCUCAUUCCAAAGACACUCUCGACCUAGCAAGGCCUUCCACCAGCCUGACACCUGACGGCAAUCACAACACCAGGGCCUUUACCAACAAGAACCAAGCCUGGCGGGCCAGCCACCUUCGACCCCCGACCCAGAUGAGAAGAGGCCACAACGUGCAGCGUCCACGGAAAGAGCCGGAAACCCAGUUGGCCCAGGUGGACAACAGCAACCUGUUCUUACCUCAUGCUAACACAGCAGCAGUCGACAGAUGUCACAGCGGCUCCAACAGCCAAUCGGAUGAGGAGAUGGGUACGCCUGAGUGCAGCCCGCCGUGCUCUCCUCAUACCCACUCCGUUGCCAACCACAUGACCUCUAGAGAACCGCACACACCUCGAGUCAACAUGGCCACCGUCGCCCCCUUCAGUUUCAAGCUGCAGCUGCAGGACGGAGAUGUCCCAGGCGAUGAGCUGAGCGACUGUUCCUCCGGAUCCAUCGACGUCUGCUGCCAUGACAUCGCAGGAGGGAUGCUGGAGGCGAACGUGACGGCGAAGCCCAGAGAGCUGGAUGUCUCCAGCCAGGAUCCUUCAGUCCAGAUCAUGUCCGGCAGGAAGACCUCUGCCCUGCCACAGGCGCCGCCACGCUCUUCAGGGUCAGAGCUGAAGGUCUACAAACCCACCUCCGGAUCUAUUCCGCUCGCAAACCCAUCCAAGCUGCGAAAGCAACGUUCCCUCACUAACUUGUGCGUCCUGACUGACGCUGAAAAGAAGCUGCACCUGUACCAGACUCCCAAGUGGGCAGACGACGCUGGACGACCUGCCGCUGCCUCCAGCCAGGCGGCCCCAGCCAAGACGGCUCAGGCUGGAGGUGGGAAAGCCCAGCUGUCCCGGACGCUCUCCAAAUCUGAACAGUCGCUCUUCCAGGGAAAACCCAAACCGCUGGCCUCUACAGCUCCCAACAUCAGCAGGCCCAGUCGAAUCCCAGCACCCGGCAAACCCAGAGGACUGUGCGCUGAGGUGAAGCCCAUCAGCAAGGGCGCUGAGGAGGGCGAGGACCUCAGCGAUCACCCCAAAAAAGCCGGCGCUGCCGGGGCAGCCAAUCUUGGAACUAACGUGAAGAAAGCAUCAGAGCAAGCUGCUGCUCCGACACCUGACGAGAAGAAAGGUGUCGAGGGAGAGCAGGACAAGAGCUUCCUCAAAGUGGACCCGGAGCUGGUGGUGACCGUUUUGGGCGACUUGGAGCAGCUUCUCUUCAGUCAGAUGCUUGACCCGGAGUCCCAGCGGAAGAGGACGGUGCAGAAUGUCCUGGACCUCCGUCAGAACCUGGAGGAGACCAUGAGCAGCCUGAGAGGAGUGCAGCUGAGCCACAGCGCCGUGGAGGGUCCCGUGUGUUACGACAGCGACGAAGCUGCCGCCUUUUCCAUGUCCAGCUUCUCCAGUCGCUCCUCGCCGCUGUCAUGGCGACACGGUCAGGCCAGUCCUCGCCUGCAGGCGGGAGACGCUCCGUCCACAGGCAGCACCCACACAGACCUUCCGCUCCGCAUCAGCCACACCGCCAGGAUCCACCUGAUCGAGGCUCUGGAGGACUCGGACCCGGCCCUGCUGAAGGGGAACUACCUCAGCGACCGGAGCCCCGUCGAGGAAGACGACGAUGACGAUGUUGAUAUCGACGAUCUGGAGAACGGCUGGGAUGAGAGCAGCUCCAUCAGCAGCGGCUUGAGCGACGGCUCCGACAACCUGAGCUCGGAGGAGUUCAACACCAGCCCCACGCUCAACUCUCUGCCCACCUCUCCCGUGGGAUCACGCAGAAAUUCUGCUGUGGUGAUGCGGACGGAUGCUGAGAAGAGGUCUUUGGUGGAGAGCGGUCUGUCCUGGGACAGCGAGGAGCGCAAACCCAGCCGCAAGAGCCUGGGCGGCGGCGUCUACGAUCCGGGGAACCUCAAGUCUGAAUCAGCCACCAAGUGGACGAAAAGCCGUCCGGCAGGGGACGGAGGGGAGGUGACCAAGGGGGAGCUGAAGAGACCCCAGACCCUCAGCCACGCGCUGAAGAAAGGGAGGAACCCGCCUGUGGGGGUGACUUCUCCCAUCACGCACUCGGCCCAGAGCGGGCUGAAGCUCCCAUGUGCCUCGAAAGCCGAGGGCAAGCCGACCGAUAAGAGUCGCCUGGCGCUGAAGAAUUCCAGCCUCCAGCGUUCUUCCUCCGACGCAGGGAAAGACCACGGGAACGGCUCCAGUGAGCAGCGCAAGCCGCCCUCCGGCUUGGUCCGGCCGUCGACAGGUGGCAGCUUUGGCUUCAAGAAGCCCAGUUCGGCAGGCUGCAACGGCACGCAGAACCCCAACACGUCCGGCGGGCUCAGCGGAAUUCCUUCCCCAGCUGCCAGCAAGACUCCCAAGACCUCUGGUAUCCCCGUCAAGCCAGGAGCUGGCGGCGGCGCCAGCGUCCGCAAGACCAGCCUGGAUGUGUCCAGCAGCGACCCCAGUGGGUUUCUGUCGCCCAACGCGAGGACCUCCCUUCAGUACCGCUCUCUGCCCCGCCCGGCCAAAACAAGCGCUCUGACGCUGACCCGGCCCAGCUCCGCCCGCCCUGUCAGCACCACCGUCGACACAGCGCCGCAGGGCCUGAAGCUCAAAGACCACUGCCCCAGCAAAGCGAGUGGCCGCAGGAUCCCCAGCCCUGGUCCAGUCAACCAAACGGACCGGGAGAAAGAGAAGGAGCGGGCCAAAGCCAAAGCCGUGGUGUCCGACUCAGAGUGUGGAGGAGGCUUGCUGAAAGGGAGUUCUGCUCAGGUGCCUUCGGAGAACGGCGUGAAGCUGCAGGGACUGAGGCCGCCGAGCUACAGCAAGGGCUCGGAGCUGCCGUCGCCGGGCUCACACAGGGUGCGCAGCCUGAGCAAGCCUCCGUCCGUGGCCCAGCUGGACAAGCUCAACUCCAACAAUCUGGAUGAGGACUUCCAGGACCCUUUGCCACCGAAGAUCGCUCCUUACUCCGAGCCCAGCAGCUUGACUCCUGGUCCGGCACCUCAUCUCACCGCUCCCUCCCGGUUCUCAGGGUCGGGCAUUGGUUUGGGACCCAGACAGGUCACGUCUCUGGGCGUGGAGGAGAGCGGCAGAAGCGCCUCGCCGCUGCUCUACCCUCGACUGUCCGGGCUGCACCGCAGCAUGGAGUCGCUGCCCUUCCAGAUGAGCCUGGCUCCAGAGCCGCACGGCAGGGACCAGGACAGGGGGGCGGUGGGGACAGAGCCCAGAGAGCGGAGCAGACAGGCUGUCAGCUGGAGCUGCGGCAGUAAACUGUCCCGGACUGCAGCCGACAGCUCCCACCGAGACCGGAACACGCUGCCGAAGAAAGGACUGAGCUUCAACAGCGCCUCACAGCUGGAGGAGGAGGAGGGGGGGGACGUGAGCGACUGCCUCGGCCUCCCCUCGCUGUCCUCUCCCGCUUCUCUCCCACGGACUUCCAAGACGAGCCUGGUGUCCAGCCCAGGGGGCCCUCCCAGGAUGACCCGAUCCAACAGCAUCCCCACGCACGACAGCGCCCUGGACCUGGGGAGCACCUUGUCACUGGCCGAGCGGCCCCGCAGCAUGGGAAUGGUUCGCUCCGGCUCCUUCCGGGACAAAGAUCCCUGCGAUGAAGUUCACGGCUCCGUGAUCUCCUUGGCGUCCAACGCGUCCUCCAGCUACUCCUCGGCCGAGGAGAGGCUCCAGGGCGAGCAAAUCCGAAAGCUGAGGCGAGAGCUGGAGUCUUCUCAGGACAAGGUGUCGACUCUGACCACGCAGCUGACCGCCAACGCGAACUUGGUGGCAGCCUUCGAGCAGAGCUUGACCCUGAUGACCACUCGUCUGCAGUCCCUCUCCAUCAGUCACGAGCAGAAGGACACCGAGCUGAUGGAGCUGAGAGAAACCAUUGAAGCGCUGAAGGCCAAAAACGAGGAGGCCCAGGCCGUUAUCCACGGAGCUCUCCACAACCCCGACCACAUGAAAGACGUGAGCAUGCGCCGGCAGAACUCCUGCGAAAGCAUCUCCAGCCUCAACAGUCUGACCAGCAUGUCCAGUGUGGGAAGCCUGAAGGACCAAGACGCCAAGAAGAAGAAGAAAAAGAGCUGGCUGAGAAGUUCCUUCAACAAAGCCUUCAGCAUCAAGAAGGGCUCCAAGACGUACUCGGACAUCGAGGAGAUCGCCACCCCGGAGUCGUCGGCUCCAAACUCGCCCAAGAUGCCUCACGACGCGACGGAAACCCUGGAAGCCUCCAAGUGCGGCGACGACUCCUGCUGUGAGUUUGCAGCGUCGGGGCAGGAGAUGGUGAGCGAGGACGGCGGGGAGCGGGCGGUGUCAGAGCUGCGCUCCGAGCUCUGGGAGAAGGAGCGAGCGCUGACGGACAUCCGGCUGGAGGCGCUGAACUCGGCUCACCAGUUGGAGCAGCUGCGAGACGCCAUGAACAACAUGCAGGUCAGUCAGGAUGCCGCCGUCCACCGGGGGGCGCUCCUCCACCUGACGUCCGUCCUCCUCGGUGCCCAGUCCACAGUGGAGUGUCUGAAGGCAGAGAACGACCACUUGAAGAUCGGCUCACGGCUGCAGCAGCCCGGGCCCGGACCCUCCUCGUCCGCCUCGCAGCCGUCCGGCCUGGGAGCACCGCCGCUGCAGCCCGUGAGCACGUCCCUCACCAAGUCCUUCAGCCUCAGUCUGGCCGAGUCCUCUGUGUCAUGUCCACGUGACGAGGUCUGCGCUCGGGUCCUGGUCCGCAGCACCGACCCGCUCCAGGACGGCAAACGCCCGCCGGACCACUACCUGGGCUCGGUGCUGGUCAGCAGCAGGACCGACUGGACGACUCUGGACUCUCUGGUCGCCAAAACCUUCAGGGACUACCUGAGUCAGGUGGACCCCACGGCCAGUCUGGGUCUGUCCAGUGACUCCCUGCUCAUGUACCAGCUGAGCCAGGGCGCCGCCCGAGUUGUCGGUGGAGAGAUGCCAGCGGGGUGUCCGCACCGCUGUCUUGGCAGUGGGACUCCCCGCGUGGUCGUCUCGCUGAAGGGGCUGCAGCAGGACAGUGUGGACUCUCUGGUGUUCGAGACACUCAUCCCGAAGCCCAUGAUGCAGCACUACAUCAGCCUGCUGCUCAAACACAGGCGCCUGGUUCUGUCCGGCCCCAGCGGCACCGGGAAGACCUACCUGGCACAGCACCUGGCUCGCUACCUGCUGCAGCGGGCCGGCGGCCACGGCACCACCGUCUCCUUCAACAUGCACCGUCAGUCUGAGAAGGAACUGCAGCUGUAUCUCUCCGACUUGGCCAGUCAGAUGGAGCGAGAGGCCGCUGCAGACACGCCCCUGGUGGUGAUCAUCGAUGACGUGGGCAACUCGGCCGCCAUCACGGAGCUGGUGAACGCCGCACUGACGUGCAACUAUCACAAGUGCCCGUACGUCAUCGGCACGACCAAUCAGCCCGUGAAGAUGUCGUCCAAUCACGGACUGCAUCUCAGCUUCAGGAUGGUCACGUUCUCCAACAACGUGGAGCCGGCCAACGGCUUCCUCCUCAGAUACCUGCACAGGAAAGUGCUGGAGUCCCAGCAGCAGCCGGAGGAGGAGGAGCGCCAGGCCCUGCUGCCUGUGCUGGACUGGAUCCCUCAGCUCUGGUACCACCUGCACGCCUUCCUGGAGAAGCACAGCACCUCAGACUUCCUCAUCGGUCCCUGCUUCUUCCUCUCCUGCCCGGUGACGGUGGCGGAGAUCCGCCAGUGGUUCAUCGACCUGUGGAACCACUCCAUCAUCCCGUACCUGCAGGAGGGAGCCAAGGACGGCAUCAAGGUGCGGGGCCAGAAGGCGGUGUGGGAGGACCCGGUGGAGUGGGUGAGAGGGACGCUGCCGUGGCCCGACGCUCAUCAGGACCAGGCCCGGCUCUUCCACCUUCCCCCGCCCAGCGUCGCCGUGCACAGCGAGGAGCGCAGGAAGCCCGUCAGAGAGACCCCGCCCCCGAGCGCGCUGGACUCCGACCCACUGAUGGCGAUGCUGCUGAAGCUGCAGGAAUCGGCCAACUGCGUGGAGUCUCCGGAGCGCGAGGGAAGCCUGGAUCCCGGCGCCCUCCAGGCCACCUUCUGAGCCUGGACUCCACCAGGCUCCUGCAAGUGCAUGGAAACCGGCGCAGAAAGCACUUUAUUCAUCACAUUGGUAUUUGGACUGUCGGCGCUGACUCGGCAACAGUGAUCACGCAGGACUUGAGCAGUGUGCGGCUUGGCGCAGCCUUGAAUGUGUUCUCAGCAUCGGCCCAGACCUCGGUGCCGGCGCUUGCCUUUCUUUUCUACUUCGGUGUCGGGUCACACUCCUGGCGCUUUGGGAUUUUCUUUUGUCGGACUAAUCUGCUGCUUCCGUUGCCCUCGAGGAGAUGCCCGACUUCCUGUCGUCCGGCUGGUUCAUCCGGACCGUCAGUGGAUGCUUGAGUCCACCUGUGCCUGAAACACAACGGCGGCCUGAGGAGCAGGAGCCCCGCCUCUGACCUCAAGCCAGGAGAGCCAGAUGUUUGCUGGAGUAGUGGAGAGUGGACCUGCCACCGGAGAAGACCUUGGUUCUGAUCCUGGGUUGCCAUGUUAUUUUAAAGCUUUGUUUUUCUUAUGCAAAGAUUUGUAAAGAUUUGUUUUGUACAUGACGUCACUGUUGUAAAAAUCCAACUGUAAAUAGUCUGCGACAACAAUCAGAAGAAGUGUGUGACUCUACCGACUGUGCUCUGGGACACAGCACGUCCUGGGAGGUUUUGGCUGUGAGGCAUGUUUAUAGGAAAACCUUCGAUCCCGCUCCGCCAUCCAGACAAUAAAGUCACGCCAUUAUUUACAUGUGUUUUUGC